Messenger RNA from Lacerta agilis (Sand lizard), 2579 nucleotides. It is a transcript of the gene BBS10, whose product is annotated as Bardet-Biedl syndrome 10. Gene Ontology annotation, molecular function: ATP-dependent protein folding chaperone; ATP binding. NCBI's taxonomy places the organism in Eukaryota, Metazoa, Chordata, Lepidosauria, Squamata, Lacertidae. The record is from RefSeq and is a predicted model, not a curated record. Bases 163 to 2340 code for a protein of 725 amino acids. The transcript has 2 exons. Gene Ontology annotation, biological process: protein refolding; chaperone-mediated protein complex assembly.
GAAUAAAAACGAACGGACGGCGAAGCUUUUAAAUAACAAUGAAGAGGCGGGGCCGUGCUGCUCAACCAAUCGCAAGGCUGGGAGAGGAGCGCCUGACGUCACGGCGUCGCCGAGAGGACGCCGAACGACCGCGCUCCCCGCCUGGGCCGUGGUUCCGUUGCCAUGGCGACCGCGCAGCGCUUGGGACCGGGGCGGCUGGCGCAGGAGGCCGCCGCGCUCGCUGCCGUCGUCCGGGGCUCCGUGGGGCCUCGAGGAGGGCAUGUGCUGCUCACCCGCCCCACGGGGGAAGUGCUGCUUUCCAGGGACGGGCGGCGCGUGCUGGAAGCCUUGAACGUAGAGUCGCCCACGGCCCGAAUGAUGAUUUCAUGCAUUUCCACACACUGCAAUUUGACUGGGGAUGGUGCUAAAACGUUCAUCAUAAUCCUCUCCAUUUUACUUCAAGAACUUGAAAAACUUGUUAAAGGAGGUAGUCCUUCCUAUUAUGAGAACAUCCAAGGAAGAGAGAAUUGUAAAGAAUUUUUUUACAGACUGAAACAAGUUUCCCAGCUUCUUAUAAUGAUCCAGAUGGACAUUCUAGAUUACAUAGUGACAAGAGACCUUGAAAAACAUUUUCAUUCAGUAUGUUCUGUUCCUGAUGAAGAAAUAAGUAUGAGCACAAUGGGGUUGGUACUGGAAGCUUAUUUUUCUGGGAAAGUAGGAAUCAAUAGACAAAAGUUUCUUUCCCAGUUAAGCUGUGAUUUCUACUUCAAAGUUACUGCUGGUAAAAAUAGGAGUGAAGUCCUAUGCUUUGUGGACGACUGUUUUGCUGAGUUGCAUACUACUGUGACAGGCCUUCCUGUUUCAAGUUCAAGAAUCCUAGAUGGGCUUAUUCUUCACAGAGACUUUGCUGUGUACUGUCCUGCAGAUGGUGACAAAAGAGUUCUAGUUAUAACAGAACCUAUACAGCCUGCUUAUUCUGACUUGGGUGCUGAAGUUGUCAUAACUGCUGAAAAUCAACAUGGGGCAUCUGAAACCUGGAUUACAAAAAGAACAGAAGCUGUUCUAAAGCACAUGCGAGACAAUGACAUCAAGGUUUUAUUGUCAAGUGUAAAACAACAGGAAGCUGUUCAUAACUAUGCAAAAAGCAGUGGCAUAUCUAUUGUAGAGUGCCUGUCCCCAGAGGAGAUAUCUCUUAUCUACAGGAUCACAGAUAUUUCACCUUUUAAGCCAUCUUUGGACAAUAUUCACACUGAAAUCACAGAAGCCGCUGUAGCAAAAUUUUGCCAGCCAUUGCACCUUGGAGCCAAAAGAUUUGUCCAUAUAGGCUUUGAAAGGACGUGUGCCCUUCAGCUCCACUGUGUGAUUCUCUGUGGGCCAGUGCAUGGGGUUACUGAGCAACAUGUUUGUGCUUUUCAUGAUGCGUUCAAAAUGUUACGACAGAUGUUUACGGUUGUUGGUCUGACUGAGCAAAACCUCUCCGAAACUCUGCAUAAUAGUCAGCAGUGUUCUGGCGCACAGCAACAUUUUGUAGAGAAGCACACUGGCUGUGGUGAGGUUCACCCUUGUGCCAAGCAGCCAAGACCUUGUGGGUUUGAAAUGGAAGAGGACUCUGUUGUUUCUGCUUCAUCGGUAGACAGAGAGUUGGCAUGUUCAUCCAUGCAUCUGCCUAACUUGAGCGUAGAUUUGGCGCAUGAUGCCAUGUACUCAGAACUACAUGAACGUGAACAUGAUUUAGUUGACGUGCAAAAGGUGUAUCAGAAACACAGUCAUCCAAAAGGAAUGUUGAGAAUGGAUUGGAAUGAAUCACUUGCGGAAAAUCUGCUUGCUCCUACCAGAGUAGAAAGAAGCAUCAGUUCCAGAAAUGUACUUGUGCACCUGCAACCCACUGAGGACAGUUGUACUAGGCAAGGCUGUGGAGUUAAAGAAGCGGAUAGUAUCAGAAGCCAUAUUCAGAGUAAUUCCAGCUCUUACAUAAAGGAGGGAUCAGUUUUGCCAGUCGGUGGGAUAUUCGAGAUACUGUUACAUUACUACCUGUCCUGCUAUGCAAAGCAGUGCCAGUCACCAAACGUAUCCAUUCUUUGUGCUGUAAUUGCUGAUGCAUUGCUCAGUGUUCCAAAAACCCUCUGUAGGGGACAGAAAAGGGAUGCUUUUCCUCAGCUCUAUCUUGAAGUUACCAGCGCUGCCAGAAAUAAUCAACCGCUUCUGCCAAAUCAAGAAAGGUUAGAAUCAGUGUCCUGUAAGCACCAAUUAGUGGCUUCCAUUCUUCAAUGUGCAGCUAGGCUUUUAAGUAUUGAUCUUAUUGUUGGCAUUAAGAGGUUACCUCAGAAGACCGAAGAAAGCGAUUCAGAAGCUGAUCUGUGAAUAUAGGGUUUUUGUAUGCAAGUGAUGAAGUUGCUAGAACCAGCAACAUCCGUUAGUCUUCCUUAGUCCAGUGUACUUCUAUGCAGCCCCAGGACUGUUCAAAUCCUAACAGAAAGGUGGGGGGAGGGGACAUUAGCUGCAAAUUUUCUUAAAUCCCAUAAUGUAUUUCUGGCCGAUAGAUUGGAUAUAGAUUUAGACAAGGAAUUGUGACAGAUUGAGGCUGCAGUGUUAAAGUCACC